Molecule: messenger RNA, 615 nt
Organism: Drosophila melanogaster (fruit fly)
Lineage: Eukaryota; Metazoa; Arthropoda; Insecta; Diptera; Drosophilidae
Exons: 1
Coding region: 35-346 (103 amino acids)
Molecular function (GO): chitin binding
Source: RefSeq, marked reviewed
AGGUCAGUCCAACGAAAGCCACCCCUAGUUCAAGAUGAAGUUCCUGCCUCUGUUCGCCUUUUUCCUAAUCCUCGGCUACUCCUCCUUCUGCAGCGGAGCUGCUGUGGCCAAGCCCACUGGUCAACCCGGUUGCCAAACGGCCGAGGAGCUGGAGGUGGCAUUCUAUGCCCACUUCUACCUGAAGAGCUCCUACUGGGUGUGCUCCACCCAGGGCGUUCCCGCCACCCUCGCCCAGUGCCCCAUUGCCUCCGCCUGGUUGGACUCCGCCAAGGCCUGUGUUCCCUGGCCCCAGUGGGUGUGGUCGCCCACUGUCCAGCCGCCCAGCCAACCCGAAGUUGCUGCAUAGAAUUGGAGAUUUGACAUAACAAAAUAAAACAAAUAUGCAGUAAUAUUAACUAUUUUCUUUUAAUAUUUCCUUGUCAUGCAUUCAAAAAUCAAAGAAAUGAAGGAGAAAUGAAGUAAGCUAGCAAUCUCUAGUAAAAGUAAAUAUUUAGUAAAUAUCUUUGAUAAAUAACUUAGUAACUGAGCGCAUGUGAGAUAAGCACAAAGACUUUGCACAAAUAAAUAUUUUUGCUGUAACGUCAGGGCACGAUUAAUCAGUCAGAUAAAUAAUGG